AUGGACCGGGCGAGCGCGCACCCCCCAGCUGCAGCGAGAGGAGCUCUCUCGCCCGGAUGCAGCCUCCCGACCCCGGCUUCCCCCGCGUCAUGCAGCAGCCCGCACAGCGCCGCGGCGUCCCAGCAGCCCCCCAGCGGCGGCAUGAAGCUGGAGGCGGUGAUGGAGCACCUGCAGCGGCAGCAGGCGGCGCGCCUGGCCCUGGAGGAGCAGCGGCGGCAGGCGGAGAGAGACCAGGAGCUGCGCUCCCACAUCCAGCGGCAGGCUCUGGCUUUCUGUCACUACCAGACGGCGGUGCGCAGCGCGCUGUCCGCCGGAGACGCAGCAUCGGCGGCCGCGCUGCCGCCGAUGCUGGAGGAGGACGCAGACUCAGAGCGGCGCGCGCAGGGAGGUGACGCGGAGGAGCAGGAGGUCGUGGACGGAGAGGGGGAGGAUGGUGUGAUGCUGAGCCGCUUCCACCUGCAGGCGCGUCUGCCUCCGCGGAGCGCCGUGGCGCAUCCGGUGGCGCGCGUCCCGCCGGGCUUCAUGGAGGCUCCGUGCGCAGAGUCGCCCCCCGCGCGCCCGCAGUCACAGCACGAAUGGACCUAUGAGGAGCAGUUCAAGCAGUUAUACGAACUGGAUGAUGACGAAAAGCGCAAAGAGUUUCUGGAUGAUCUUUUCAGUUUCAUGCAGAGGAGAGGGACUCCAGUGAAUCGGAUUCCUAUCAUGGCCAAGCAGGUUCUGGAUCUCUACAUGCUCUACAAGCUCGUCACAGAAAAAGGCGGCUUAGUGGAAGUCAUCAAUAAGAAGAUAUGGCGCGAGAUUACCAAAGGGCUGAACCUGCCCACCUCCAUAACCAGCGCCGCCUUCACGCUCCGGACACAGUACAUGAAGUACCUCUACCCGUACGAAUGUGAGAAGCGGGGGCUGAGCUCCCCUGCUGAGCUCCAGGCUGCCAUCGACAGCAACCGCAGGGAAGGCCGGCGGCAGAGUUACGGCUCGGUCAUCUUCAGCUACUCUCCCGCCGGAACCCCGGGCCUCCUGUCCUCACCAAAGAUGCAGCCUCACCUGUCCAUGCUCGGCCCCGGCAGCAGCCGGAUCUCUCAGACACCCAUGGUCAAGACAGAAGAACCCAUGGUGGUGGGCUGCCUGCCAAGCCGGGCCGCCCUGGCCGUGCUGCCCGGCGGUCACCACGCAGCGGCUGUGACUCAGGCUGCCGCUCUGGAGCAGCUCAGAGAGACGCUGCAGGCCGGAGAGCCCCCCUUGAAGAAGAUGGUGACGGCUGCAGGGGAGCAGCAGAGGAUGGUGGAGCAGACUCUGCAGCAGAACCUGAUUGCUGUGGCCACACAGCUGCCCCUGAAGAUCAAAGUCAACAGCAGAGAUGAUAGACAAGAGACCGCAUUGAACCUGUCUACCAACGGCAUUAGCAGCAUCAACAUGUCAAUAGAAAUAAAUGGAGUUGUCUACACAGGGGUUCUGUUCGCUCGGCCGGCGGCCUCGGCUGCAAUGGCGGGCCAGCGUGGGAGGCACAGCAGCUGCAGGCCACAGGGAAAGUCCAGCCCGGUGUGUUUCCAGCCUUCGGGCUCUUCCUCAUGCUCGUCGUCCUCCUCCUCCUCACUCCGCUCGCACAGAUACUCCUCCCCCUGACUUCUGACCUCGCCUCCUCAACCAGUUUGUGGACAGUGUGCAAAAGAUCCGUCUCCAGGAGCAGACCAGCUGAGCUUUGAGCGACAGACUGCAGCUUCACUGUGUGACCUUGCUGGUUAUUUUCAUCCCUCCACCGUUCUCAUCCCCAUCAUUACUUUAGUAGUUUUAAACGUUUUCUUGCUCUAAAAACCCUUUUUACUACUUUCAUGAUAUUUAUAAGCAUUGACAUCAUUUUAAUGCAUUUAUAUUUGC
Molecule: messenger RNA, 1875 nt
Organism: Oryzias melastigma (Indian medaka)
Lineage: Eukaryota; Metazoa; Chordata; Actinopteri; Beloniformes; Adrianichthyidae
Gene: arid3c
Product: AT rich interactive domain 3C (BRIGHT-like)
Exons: 8
Coding region: 1-1623 (540 amino acids)
Biological process (GO): regulation of transcription by RNA polymerase II
Cellular component (GO): nucleus
Molecular function (GO): DNA binding
Source: RefSeq, a predicted model, not a curated record